AUGAUUCAUACUGCACUUGAACCAGACGCAACUACAGUAAAAGGGUUAGCAUCAUAUCUUAUUCCAAUUACAGCUGAAGAAGUUUUAUAUCGUAAUGCUGGAGAAAAUCCAGUGUUUCAAGCAGCAAAAGAUUUUGCAACUAUUUCAACAGGAAUGUUUGUUCUUGGCACAGGAUAUUCUGCACUUAAAAACUUACCAGUUUUUAAUCACGGAAAACCAUUUUCAGUCAAGAGCACAUUAAAAGAAGGAAUCCAAAUCGGUGUAUCUCUUGGUGCUCAGGCAGCAUUAACAAACUUAUGCGAAACUACGCUAGCUAUAUACAGAGGCCAACAGAAAUUCUACGAUCCUAUCAUUGCUGGUGCAGCAGUUGGUGCAACAUUAAAUUGUUACAAAGGAUUCAAACAAAUGGGUAUCGGUGCUGCUAAAGGUGCUACACUUGCUGUUUUCCUUGUUACAGCAGAGGCUGUUUCAGAUCGUUUUUAA
Trichomonas vaginalis G3 is the source of this 483-nucleotide messenger RNA. RefSeq lists its product as uncharacterized. NCBI's taxonomy places the organism in Eukaryota, Parabasalia, Trichomonadida, Trichomonadidae. The record is from RefSeq and is a predicted model, not a curated record. Bases 1 to 483 code for a protein of 160 amino acids. The transcript has a single exon.